Theobroma cacao (cacao) is the source of this 1154-nucleotide messenger RNA. RefSeq names its product BSD domain-containing protein. The record is from RefSeq and is a predicted model, not a curated record. Lineage: Eukaryota; Viridiplantae; Streptophyta; Magnoliopsida; Malvales; Malvaceae.
UUAAAUUUCCUAUACUUCUAAUCCCGUAAAUCCUUUCCUAAUGUACUAAAAACGAACAAAAAAAAAAAUAAAACCCAGUUGUGAUACCCAAUCUCGGGAAAAGGACUCCCAAGCACCCCAGGCUCCGAGCGGACAACAAUGAACCUGUCAUCGUGGUUUCAACGCAGUGUUUCGAGGAACAGUAAUAAGAACAAAUAUCCAGAGCAACAGCAAUCCAACCAUUCCGACCAAAAUCAACAGAACAAAGCAGUAGGAGAAGUAGAAGAAGAAGAAUUGUUUGGAGUUACCCAACAAUUAAUCGAUUAUGUCAAGUCCUUCACUUCGGAAACCUUCAAGAAUUUCCCUCUCCAAGAUAAUGAGGCAGCUAAUUCUAACAGUGAAACCCAAACUUCUUCUAAUGUGCGUAAGGAUCUUUCUGACUGGCAAGAGCGGCAUGCUGUCAUAGUUCUUUCAAAAGUCAAGGAACUUUCACAGCUUAGAUUUAAGCUAUGCCCUCGCCACUUGAAUGAGGAUAAAUUUUGGAGGAUAUAUUUCAUGCUUGUCAAGAGCCAUGUGGCUGGAUAUGAGCUGCAAACUGUACUACUAGCUAAACUAAAAAGGAAUUCUAUGUCGAAUGAGAAAACACUAGAUACCAGUGUAUAUGAAGUUGAAAUGGCAGAAAGAAAUCAAGCAGCUAGUAUUGCACCAUCAACUCCAUGAUUCCAACUUGCAUUCCUUUUGAGGAAGAGCAGGUAUCAGUCCAUUUAGUGAGAAAAAAAAAGCAUGGUCAUGUAUGGUCAUUUCCAGUGCUAAAAUGAGUAUUUGCUGUCAUUUUGAGAUGUGAACUUACAUUUGACCGCAACUGAAGUAAAUUAAUGGAAGAUCAUGAAAUGGUACAACAACUAAAUGCGCAUGUUGAAGGGAUCUGAUAAUUCGCUCUAUACAGAGAAAACGGUACCAGGCCUUUUCUUCCUUCUUUUUUUUUGUUUUCCUUUGUUUGUAGAAAGAAGGUGCUGGCAGCUUAAGUAAUAUAUUUAAUUUGUAAAUCAAAAUAGUUGCAGCAUUGUUCCUUGUUGGCGUUCUCUUAAUAACUCAUCAUGUUUGAAUAUAUUUACAUGAAGUACUUUAUCAGUGUAUCUUUAUUGGUUUGCAUUGUAAAGUUUCUAAUAAAAUUU